Molecule: messenger RNA, 870 nt
Organism: Fusarium musae
Lineage: Eukaryota; Fungi; Ascomycota; Sordariomycetes; Hypocreales; Nectriaceae
Exons: 2
Coding region: 1-870 (289 amino acids)
Source: RefSeq, a predicted model, not a curated record
AUGGUCUACAGCAAAAACGCAAAAGUCUACAUGUUCGCACGAACGACUACAAAAAACGAAAAGGCUCGCGACGAGAUCAAAGCUGCCUUUCCGGAAUCACACGGCGAAUUGAUCUGCGUCCAACUUGACCUCGCCGACCUUGAUAGUGUUCAAGCAGCGGCUUCAGAGUUCUUGAGUAUGGAAGACAAACUCCAUGUUCUUUUUAAUAAUGCAGGCGUUGGAUUCCCCGAGUAUGGAUCCAAGACAAAGCAGGGCUACGAACUACAGCUGGGAGUCAAUUGUCUUGGUAGUUUUGCCCUUACACAGAGAUUAACACCUGUGUUGGUUGAGACGGCGAAGACAUCUCCAUCAGGAAGUGUUCGUGUGGUUUGGGCGUCGUCUACAGCCGCGUUUUGGACGUCCACGAAAAAGUACAUCGACCGAGUCAAAGGUAUCGAAAAGCAGAGCCUAUUCCAACAAUAUGCGAUUAGCAAGCUGGGCAAUUACUACCACGCCACGGAAUAUGCUGCACGCCAUAAAAGCGACGGUAUCAUCUCUGUGCCGCUCAACCCUGGCAAUCUCGACUCAGAGCUUUGGCGCACGCAGGGGAAGUUUCUGACUUGGAUUCUUCGGAAGACUGUUUUUUAUCCGUCGCACUAUGGUGGGUAUGUUAAUAUCUUUGCUGGGUUCUCUCCUGACGUGACGCUUGACAGUUCGGGCAGAUUCAUUUCGCCGUGGGGAAGAUUGUGGCAUGCGCUCCCGGCUAUGGUGAAAGGAUCGAAGACUGAGGCUGAGGGGGGGACUGGCCACGCGAAACGGUUCUGGGAGUGGACGGAGGAACAGGUCUCACAACAUGGGUCUGCUCCUAGUGUCAAGGAGCCUCUUGAAUAG